UGUAAAUUUACAUUAUACAAUGUGAGUCAUAAAAAGAAUUUGAGUUAUAGUAUAAUAAUGAGAAUGAGUGGCCUAGUGCUAAAAAGAGAGACCUACUGUUUUCUGUAAGUUAGUUGGUGGAGUUUCCCAUCUCCUUCCACGACGCGAGGAUGAAUUACAACCGAGCACCCUCAAAAGUACAACCAGGGAGGGAACGUAACAACCAGCGCGCACUGGCAAGGCUUAAGCUGUUGCAAGAACGGAAGAACAACUCUUGCCGGACUCUUAAAAACGGCAGUGGUAGAAACAAUGGAGAACAACAUGCUCAACCUCGACGAGAUGAAACACGUCGAGACGAGCGCGGUAGAGGAUGGGACGAGAGCAACAGCAAGAAAUGCAGUACCCUACCAAGCUCCAAGGAAAUUAUCCGGCAGGCGCUUUUUUCCUCUAGUUGUAGUAGCAGUGCAUCUACGACGAGGCCAUCCCAACAUCAGACUUUGAGCCAACUAGGUGCACUAGGUGGAUAUGAUGGGAACAACGUCACGGCACGCCAAAAUGUUGCUUUUCCUGCUUCCAUAGUAUCGAUUACUUCGAGAAAAAAUUACUCGGAAGAAGAUAGUAAUCAUCGCGAUCGGCACGUACUACGAGAACGUGGACCGCGAAGCGAACAGCACCAUUUUCCUACUUCUUCUUCGUAUGUUGUUCAUCCCAGUAGAGGAAGAGGUGCCACUAGUACUACGAGUACGUCCUCAUCUUCAUCGAGUUCCUCCACCUUUGGCACUCCGUCUUAUCGCAUCAACGAUCUGCAGGGUGAUGAUCUUCUGCCUCGUCUAACUGGUAAGAAUAGUGAUCAGGAUUUACGUAGAGUAGAGCAGCUGCGCACAAAAUUCUAUGAGUCACUUCAGCCGAGUACCACUUCCGACGAGAGAGGCAGAAGUACGCGUAGGGGUG
Amoebophrya sp. A25 is the source of this 930-nucleotide messenger RNA. The record is from the annotation of a GenBank genome assembly. Lineage: Eukaryota; Dinophyceae; Syndiniales; Amoebophryaceae.